This is a messenger RNA of Cuculus canorus (common cuckoo), 973 nucleotides long. It is a transcript of the gene STARD3NL, whose product is annotated as STARD3 N-terminal like. Bases 252 to 956 code for a protein of 234 amino acids. The transcript is spliced from 9 exons. NCBI's taxonomy places the organism in Eukaryota, Metazoa, Chordata, Aves, Cuculiformes, Cuculidae. The record is from RefSeq and is a predicted model, not a curated record.
CCGCGGGUCCCGCGGCGGCGCCGGCGGCGGUGCUGGCCGUGUCUCUCCCUUGGGCCGGAGCGGCGCACACACCAGAAUCACAGAAUGGUUGGGAUUGGAAGGGACCUCUGGAAAUCAUCCAGCUCAGCUAGCCAUUAAAGCAGGUUCACCUUAUGCGGGUUGCAUAGGAGCACAUCCAGAAAUUCUUCCUAUAUGGAUCAGCCUUCUAGGGAUGGUGAAACUGCAAGAAGACUACUCUGAGCCAACCCAGGAUGAAUCGGGUGCCAGGUGAAGCAGAAAAUGCUCACAGUAGCAGUGUGGAAUCAUGUCCUUCCUUGCGGGACAUCCACUCCAUCAACCCAGCACAGCUGAUGGCAAGGAUUGAGUCAUAUGAAGGCAGAGAGAAGAAAGGCAUAUCAGAUGUCAGAAGGACUUUCUGUUUGUUUGUUACCUUUGAUCUCUUAUUCAUAACUUUGCUGUGGAUAAUAGAAUUAAAUGUGAAAGGAGGCAUUGAGACUGCCUUAAAGAAAGAAGUCCUACAAUAUGACUACUCUUCUUCAUAUUUUGAUAUAUUUCUACUGGCAGUCUUUCGAUUUAAGGUGUUAAUACUUGCAUAUGCAAUGUGCAGACUGCGCCAUUGGUGGGCAAUAGCUUUUACAACAGCAGUGACCAGUGCCUUUUUAUUAGCAAAAGUAAUUAUUUCACAGCUGUUCUCACAGGGUGCUUUUGGCUACGUGCUGCCCAUCAUAUCCUUCAUACUUGCCUGGAUUGAAACUUGGUUCUUGGACUUCAAAGUAUUACCACAAGAAGCUGAAGAAGAAAACAGAUUUUUGAUAGCACAGGAUGCUUCUGAACGAGCAGCUCUUCUUCACCCAGGAGUCCUCUCUGAUGGGCAGUUCUAUUCUCCUCCUGAAUCUGUAGCAGGAUCUGAUGAAGACUCUGAAGAAAAACAAGACAGUGAGAAACCAGUUGUAUAGCAAAUAUGGAAAAACAG